UCUGCAGUUAAGCUUUUUAGCGUCUUCCUAAAAUGCAGCCGCUAUCUAGACAUUGUUAGCUUGUUGGAUACGACGGUCAAGUGUAAUUGAAUUAGUCAUUUCAGCCAUAUAAAUGUAAGGAUUCUGCGCCGUAAAAACACUGUUUGAAGUACUGAUGGUCCGCUCCUACACAAGGCGUAGCCUCCCGUUGCAGGAUUUGGAAGUUGUAAUUAACUUAGGAGCCGUAGCUGCAUAUAAAAACAUGCAGUUGCCGUUCUGCUGUCUCACACUCUGGUCUCAGAGUAUUUGUCGGUAAGCAGAACAAGACAGUUUUUUAUGCAUGGCAGAAAAAAGGGUUAGGAUCGUGUGCAUAACACAUUCCUGUAAAGUUUUCUGUAAACCAGAAUAGCCAUGAUCAUGUACAGACAAGUCUGUUGAGUAUAAGAAUAUAUGCAUUACUAGGUUAACGUUACUUGUGGUGGGCUUUUUGUGGCGCUCUGUAAUUUGCUGGGAUGGUUAGACAGGAGGUUGAUGCUUAUGAAUAGGGAAACUGGGUGUGGAGCUAGGACUCCAUACAACUGCUAGGAAAUGUAGGGGCUGGGCGCUAAGCUGUUCCUGCAGCAGGGAAAGGGGAAAAAGGCUGGGGCUGGGCCAGAGGAGCUGCAGAAUGACAACUGCGGUGUUCAUCGCGGUGGGGGCUGUCCUGGUCUCCACUGUGGGCCUUGUCCUGGGUGCUUAUUUUAUGAAAAGGAAGAAAACCAAGCUGAUCACACUGCUUGAUCCCGCUGUUAAAUAUGCCUUGAAGCUCAUCGACAAAGAGACGAUCAGUCAUGACACCCGAAGGUUCCGUUUUGCCCUGCCCUCCAUGGAGCACGUUCUGGGCCUUCCUGUUGGGAAGCACGUGUACCUUUCAGCCCGCAUAGAUGGGAAUCUUGUGGUGCGUCCAUACACACCAGUAUCCAGCGAUGACGACAAGGGAUUUGUGGACCUUGUAGUGAAGAUAUAUUUUAAGAACAUCAACCCUAAGUUCCCAGAGGGUGGCAAGAUGUCCCAGUACUUGGAAAGUCUGCAGCUGGGGGAGAUGGUGGACUUCCGGGGUCCUGGUGGACUGCUGGAGUACAAGGGCCAAGGGGAGUUUGCAAUCCAGCCAGACAAGAAGUCUCCUGCAGAGACGAAGGUUGUCAGAUCUUUGGGUCUGAUUGCAGGGGGAACAGGUAUCACCCCCAUUCUGCAGCUGGUCCGGGCGAUUAUGAAGGACCCCACUGACAAGACUACCUGCAGCCUGCUGUUUGCCAACCAGACGGAGAGAGACAUCCUCCUCAAAGAUGAGCUGGAGGAAAUCCAGGCCAGGUACCCUGACCGCUUCAAGCUAUGGUUCACCGUGGAUAAAGCCCGUGAUGACUGGGAGUACAGCCAGGGUUUCAUCAGCGCCGACAUGAUCCGGGAGCACCUGCCUGAAGCUGACGAUGACAACAUGGUUCUGAUCUGCGGCCCACCACCCAUGAUCCAGUUUGCCUGCAACCCCAACUUGGACAAGCUGGGCUUCCGGCAGAGUCAGCGCUUCAUCUACUAGCCGGCAGUCCUGAGCUGCGUCUAGAUUCGAACCCAAAGACGUGGGCGUCGCCCGCAUGCACUUCACUGCUCAGAAUAGGCCUUGUAUCUAAUUGCACAAUGAAUUAAAAAUAUUAGUAAAAAGAAUCCUGAAAUAUGGUAUUUUGUUUUAAAAUGCUUUAUUGGCAGUCUCUCUCGCAGAUGUAAUCAAAGCUGUAUUGUUUGGUAGGCGUAAGCUUUGUUUUUGUAUCCUCAACCUGGGGCAUCUGUCUAAAUUACAGAGACUUGAAAUGCCAAGGUUAUAUUCAAAGAAGUGAUAUAGAAAUAAUGAUGGUGGGUUUAUGCUAACAAUACAGGGAAACCUGAUGCUUUCAUCACACACCUUGUGGCAUUUACACAAUUCAAGGCCUCAUUGAGAUAGAGCAAGACUGUCCCCAGUGGCUAGUGCUUUAAACUGUGUAAUGUGCCUUGAUGCAUGUGUUUCUGUGGUAAAUAUACCAGUGUGUGAUGUGGAAUAGCAUCCCUCUUUUCACUUUGAGGGGAAAUAAGCAGGGAUGCACUAGUACGCAUUCACCUUUAAAAACAAUACAUGCGAUAAUCGAUUGUAAAAGCUCAGUUGCGCGCUUGUGUGCAUUUGCACUGCUAUGACAAGAAAAUACUUUGCAUAUUAACCUUUAUACCGCAAAUGAAGUAGUUAGCUUAUAAAGAUGAAAAAUGCUUUAUCUUUUGUUUUCAUAUCAGCGCAAAUACACAUAAAAUCAGUGGCUUUUUAUACAGUUACCUCAAUCGAUUUUUGGAAGUUUUUAAAGGUGAAGGCGUACUAGCGUAUCAGUUGUAUGCUUCCCUGAAAAUAACAUGUUAAAAUAGCUUUUACAAACAUCUUGGAGGUUGCCAUGCAUUAGUGUCAAUGUUCUGUUUUGGCUUCUUAGAUAUGCUGGCAAUAUGCGUUUAUCCUGUAGGAGGGUGGCAGACUUUUUUUGGUUUUCCCCACUUUCAAUUGAAAGUUUGCUUUUGUUGAUGUGAGAAAAUUGGCCCCGCCUCUGAAUUGUCUGUACCGGAAAGUGCCCAGUGAUUUUUUUCCGUAUGACCAUAUGCUGACAUCCAAUCAGAUGACAACUGUGACUCUGUGGGACUUCUGGGGUUUGAUUGGGACUACACGAAUACAUAUGUAUGUCUUGGUUUUUCAAACCUUCAGGUUUCAAAAUGUAUUGCAGAAUAUUCAUCAUUAAACUUGCUACUUUUAAA
Brienomyrus brachyistius is the source of this 2775-nucleotide messenger RNA. RefSeq names its product NADH-cytochrome b5 reductase 1. Gene Ontology annotation, molecular function: oxidoreductase activity; FAD binding. The coding region runs from base 647 to 1552 and encodes 301 amino acids. Gene Ontology annotation, cellular component: mitochondrion. The transcript has 9 exons. The record is from RefSeq and is a predicted model, not a curated record. Lineage: Eukaryota; Metazoa; Chordata; Actinopteri; Osteoglossiformes; Mormyridae.